This is a messenger RNA of Sceloporus undulatus (fence lizard), 1211 nucleotides long. RefSeq names its product distal-less homeobox 2 (gene DLX2). NCBI's taxonomy places the organism in Eukaryota, Metazoa, Chordata, Lepidosauria, Squamata, Phrynosomatidae. The record is from RefSeq and is a predicted model, not a curated record. Gene Ontology annotation, biological process: negative regulation of transcription by RNA polymerase II; cell differentiation; embryo development. Gene Ontology annotation, molecular function: RNA polymerase II cis-regulatory region sequence-specific DNA binding; DNA-binding transcription factor activity, RNA polymerase II-specific. The coding region runs from base 70 to 1146 and encodes 358 amino acids. The transcript is spliced from 3 exons.
AGGGAAAGGGAGGAAGGAGGAAGGAAGGAAGGAGGAGGGAAGGAGGGCGGGGAAGGAAGCCUGCCCAGGAUGACCGGGGUCUUCGAGAGCCUGGCCUCCGACAUGCAUUCCAGCCAGAUCGCCUCCAGCAGCUACCCCCACCAGCCCCACCACCAGCCCGCCUUGCACAAGCCCCAGGAGUCGCCCACCCUCCCGGUCCCCACCGACACCGACAGCAGCUACUACACCAACCAGCAUCCCCAACACCAGCAGCACCAGCAGCAGCACGGAGGCAGCGGGUCCCCCUACCCGCCCAUGGGCGCCUACCACCACUACCACCCCGCGGGGGGGCCCUACUCCGCCAAAGCCGGCCCCUACGACCUGGGCUACGCCGCCGCCUCCUACAGCCCCUACGCCGCCGCAGCUGCAGCCGUCUACGGGGCCAGGACCUCCCCGGUCGGCCACGAGGCCGCGGCGGAGAAGGAGGAAGGGGAGCCGGAGAUCCGGAUGGUGAACGGGAAGCCCAAGAAAGUGCGGAAGCCCCGGACCAUCUACUCCAGCUUCCAGCUGGCGGCCCUGCAGCGGCGCUUCCAGAAGACCCAGUACCUGGCCCUGCCCGAGAGAGCCGAGCUGGCCGCCUCCUUGGGACUCACCCAGACGCAGGUGAAGAUCUGGUUCCAGAACCGACGGUCCAAAUUCAAGAAGAUGUGGAAAAGCGGCGAGCUGCCGGCGGAGCAGCUCCCGGGCGCCGGUUCCCCUCCUCCGCCUUCUCUUUGCCCUCCUUCCCCUCCAGCCUCAGCCUCUCUGGCGGCCUGGGACUUUGCUCCGCACCCGCAGCGCAUCGGCACUGGAGGAAACCUGCAUGCGGCCGGAGGAGGAGCAGGAAGCAGCGGCACCAGCAGCGCCGGCUCCAGCCCCGGAGCUCCCAACGGAGCCUCUGCAGCAGCGGCGGCGGCAGCAGCGGCAGCGGCGGCGGCUUUCUUGGGCAACUAUUCCUGGUACCACCAUCACCACCACCAAGCCGCCUCCUCCUCCUCCUCCGGGGCAAACUUGGCCGGCGCCUCCCCGAUCCUGCAGCAAGGGCAGCCUCACCAGCACCACCCGCACCUCCAUCACCACCAUCACCACCACCACAGCGCCGGCGUCAACGCAGGGACGAUUUUCUAGCUCCUCAAGAGGAGAUCUAGGUGCAGAGAGUGAUGUGGGGAGAGCGGGGGGGGGGGCGUUGAUAU